UGGAAAUAUUUUGGUAGAUGACAAUAAUAAUGGCAAAUAUAGUAAAAUAGGGGAUUUAGAAUUAAGUAAAUCUGCUACAAAAGCUGACGUUAAUGAAACAUAUGGAAUUAUUCCUUAUAUGAUUCCAGAG
This is a messenger RNA of Funneliformis geosporum, 130 nucleotides long. Lineage: Eukaryota; Fungi; Glomeromycota; Glomeromycetes; Glomerales; Glomeraceae. The record is from the annotation of a GenBank genome assembly.